Molecule: messenger RNA, 441 nt
Organism: Brassica napus (rape)
Lineage: Eukaryota; Viridiplantae; Streptophyta; Magnoliopsida; Brassicales; Brassicaceae
Exons: 1
Coding region: 1-441 (146 amino acids)
Source: RefSeq, a predicted model, not a curated record
AUGUGUUUCGAGGAUGCAUAUCAUAAGUAUAGACUUGGUAAUUUCUUCAGAAAGAGUAGAGAAACUGAUAAGGAUAUUGAGCUCCUAUCCAACAAGGCCAGCCGUAAACCCAAGAGGAUACUGAAGAAGGAACAAGAUCCUGGAAAGUUCCUGAUUCCAUGCUCUAUACAUAGCCACCAUUUACCAAACGCCCUAUGUGAUACUGGAUCUGCAGUCAGCAUCAUGGCCAUAGACACUGCGGAGCUAUUAGGACUGAAGAUGGAACCUUCUAAAGAUAGUUUCACUUUCGUGGAUAGCUCCCGAGUAAACUCAGCUGGCAUGAUCAAGAAUGUUAAGGUGGAGAUAGGGGAAUGCAUUAUUCCUGUGGACUUUCAUGCUAUGGAUAUCAAAUCAGGAAGACAUCUCCACUUCUUUUUGGAAGAGCCUUCAUGGCUACAGUAG